Molecule: messenger RNA, 345 nt
Organism: Staurois parvus
Lineage: Eukaryota; Metazoa; Chordata; Amphibia; Anura; Ranidae
Source: the annotation of a GenBank genome assembly
CUAAAACAUAAUACAGUGCAAAAACAAACCAAACCAACCACCCACAGAUAACAGUACAUACAAGCAAGCGUCGUCAGGCAGGCCGGGUCAAUAUCAAUAGGGCAGGUAGGUACAGGGGGAGCAAGCGGAGAUUGGUCGGGGUCACAGGCCAGGUUCAGCAGGUAGCAAGCAGCGUGGUACAGAGGGUCAGGCAGAGGGAUGGUCAGGAGCGAGCUGGGAUCAGAGCAGGAGAAGUCAGCAGCGGUUCAGAUCAGCCAGGGUCAGCAAAGGAACAGAAACAGGAUGCAGGACAGAUACAGGGCCCAGGACAAACACAACACCAAGGCAGAGUCUGCAGGUCUGGCC